UCCGCCACAAGCUUCAAGAGAUCGCCCGCGAUUCUCCCUGUCAAUCGCUCUCUCUUUCAGUUGCCUUUUUGUCUAAUUCGGGCAGCCUGCAGGUGGGAUCGCAAUUCCAUGACACUGGGUUAGGUGGGGGCCAUGCAAUUCCGAGGCCCUCUGAUUGUGGUGGUGGUGCUGUACAUUUGAGCGCGAGCCUUGACUGGGAAUGACGCAAAAUUUGAUGGCGAUUAUUGCCACCUUAAUGGCGAGAUCAAGGUCGUGGUUAAGUCUUUCACACUCCUCUUCCUCCUCCUCCUGCUACGCUACGCCGUACCUUACCCCAGCGCUGUAGGUGUACUGUGCUCACGCUUGUGUGUUAGAAAAACCAGAGUCUCGCAUUCACUGCAGAGUUCGGAAACCUCGCCGGACUGCUUUUGCUGCUCGCCGAUGGCUAAUGUGGUUGCUGCACGAAGGAUGGAGAAAUCAAAGGAAGGAUCGGUUUUAUUUGCACUGUUGGUAGCUGCGCUUCUACCGACAGCACUUUCAAACUCGGAAGGUGAUUCGCUGUACGCAUUGCGCCGGAGCUUGACUGAUCCGUCGAAUGUAUUACAAAGCUGGGAUCCCACCUUGGUCAAUCCUUGUACCUGGUUCCAUGUUACAUGUGACAGCCAGAAUCGAGUCAUCCGAGUGGAUCUUGGAAAUGCUCGCCUGUCUGGGUCGUUGGUUCCUGAACUUGGAGACCUCCAGCACCUGCAGUACCUGGAAUUGUACAAGAACAACCUCACUGGUCACAUUCCUUCGGAAUUUGGAAAGUUGAAGUCACUUGUGAGCUUAGACUUGUACCACAACAAUUUCACUGGCUCCAUCCCUCGAUCUCUCGGAAAGAUCUCUAAUCUGGCAUUUCUACGUCUAAACAGCAACCAUCUGACAGGACGUAUUCCACGUGAAUUGACGUCAAUUACUACACUCAAAGCUGUUGAUAUGUCAAACAAUGACUUAUGCGGCACCAUUCCAGUUACGGGCUCUUUCAGUCACCUUCAAGCCAAAAGCUUUGAAAACAAUCCUCGUCUCAAUGGACCUGAACUUGAAGGCUUCGUUCCUUACGAAAUGUCUUGUCACUGAAAACCUCGUUUCAAUUGUCUACGAUGUGAGGGAGCUUUUUGGUUCAGUUGAUGGAUCGCUUUUCUUAAAGGGUGGAUCGCUUUAGUGAGGAAAGAGUACUAUUUUUAGCUUGAUAACAAGACUGCAGUAGCCAACCUAGAGCAGUCCCAAUAUUGCAUCUGGAGCACUUGGAAGAAACAAAGAAAAUUCUGAUCCUUCGCAAAAUAUCCAGUCUCAAUGCUUGAUUAAGACAA
Molecule: messenger RNA, 1328 nt
Organism: Physcomitrium patens
Lineage: Eukaryota; Viridiplantae; Streptophyta; Bryopsida; Funariales; Funariaceae
Product: leucine-rich repeat protein 1
Source: RefSeq, a predicted model, not a curated record